Messenger RNA from Dermatophagoides farinae (American house dust mite), 1994 nucleotides. RefSeq lists its product as uncharacterized. The record is from RefSeq and is a predicted model, not a curated record. Gene Ontology annotation, cellular component: extracellular matrix. NCBI's taxonomy places the organism in Eukaryota, Metazoa, Arthropoda, Arachnida, Sarcoptiformes, Pyroglyphidae.
CAGGAAGGAUUCAAGGAUCAUUCAUCAUUCAUCAUGUCCAUUUUGAUAUAUCCGACAAUGGCAAUAAAUGUCUCAAUUUUAACCAAAAUUCACAAUUCAAAAGAAUCAAAAUCAACUGAAUUGAAUAUAUUGACUAAUCAUAAAUUCCAAUCUAAAAGAUCUGAAGAUAAGCCCAAUCAAAUUAUGAAAAUGUACAUGCGCGUUCAUAUGGUGGUUCAUACACAUGACAAUUCGUUCUAAUAAUAAUAAUAAUAAUUCAUACUCUUUUCCAUCAUAUCAAUGGAUUGAUGGAUCAUAGUGCAAAAAAAGGUGGUCGAUCCUUGCUACAUUAUUGGCAUUAUCAUAACGACAUCAGUAACAAUAAUCAUGAUCCUGGAACAGGGCUAGGCUCUUCAUUCUCCAAAAGCAUCCAUAUAUAUUAUUAUUGAUGAAUAAGUGAAAGAAGAAACAAAUCAAUUAUAAAGAGAACAUACACAAACACAGACAUACACAAACACAGACAAUUCUUGUCUUGUUGUUCAUUGUCAGCAAUUCGAAUACAUCAUCAUCAUCAUCAUCAUUAUCGUCAUCAUCAUCAUGAAUGAUUGAACAAGAAGAAAAAAAAAAAUUUUUUUUUUUUUGCGGAACGCCACACAUAUUUAAAGUCAUGAUGAACAAAUCAUGUUUUGGCUGCCCUCUCAAUUAUCGUCCAGAAGAUAAACAUACGCACAACUGUUGUUGACCACUGUCGAAAUAUUUUUAUGUUGUAUGUUGUUCAUUAUAGCCAAUCAAAAUCUAUCCAUUGCAUAUUAAGUGUGAAUAUUGAAACACAGUGUUCAUUUGUUCAUUCAUUCAUUUGAUAGCCAGUGAUCAGUGAUCAUCUAUAAGCCGAUAUAUAUCUUUCUUAUUUGCUCAUCAGCUAUCACCACUUUAUUUGAUCUUAUAUUUCAUCAAUUAAAAAUCAAUCGAUUUUUAUCAUCAUGCAAAAGUUCAUUAUAAUAGCAGUGACCAUUGCUGUAAUGGUCAUUAAUGUUUCCGCUCAGAAAGGUCGAUCAUAUGUCAAUCCAGCUUUAAGUCCUGGACGUAAAGCUUUUGCAAAAAGUCCUACUCGACCAUUGGUUCCACCACCCAGAAUAAGUCAAACGCCAAUCGAUUCCAAUUCUCUUCUUUCAACUGCUCAACUACGACCAGCGGCACCAGCACCUGUUCCAGCACCAGUAAAAGCUAUUGGUGGCACUAAAUUACCACGACCAAAUGCUGCAGUUGCUGCACCAGUUCCAAGACGACCAAUUCCUUCUCGACCAAUAGUUCAAGCACCUGCACCUGCACCAGCUAUUAAAAUUCCAGUACGGCCUUCAACAUCCGCUGCCGUUGCUGCACCAGUCCGUGAUCGUGAUGAUGAUAAUCAGCACCCAGCACCUGAACCAUAUUCUUUUUCCUAUGCAGUGAAUGAUGAAGAAAGUGGUGCCCAAUUGACCCGAGAAGAACGACAAGAUGCUGGCGGUAACAUUGUUGGUUUCUAUCAUAUAAUGGACGCUGAAGGCCGCAGACGACGAGUGGAUUAUACGGCCGGACCGGACGGUUUCAAGGCAACAAUCAGUUCGAAUGAAGAAGGUCUUAUUAACCGUGAUUCUGCUGAUGCUGCUUUCAGUGUCGAAGAAGUACCGGAAGAACGUCAGAAUUCUGUUGCUGCUUCUGCACAAGCUGCUGCUCGCGGUCGACCACAAGCAUAGAUAUUUCAAGCCCAUCAACUGGAUCGUAUAGAUGAAUAUCUGGAUAUUCAACGAAUUGAAGAAGAUCACAAUACUUGAUAAAGUGAUAAAAAAAAAUCUACAAAAUUUUUUUAUUCAUUUCAAACAAAUCAUCAUCAUCAUAUAAUAUCCAUAAUGAUCAUCGUCAAAAUUAAUUAGCCAUUCAUAUUUGUGAAUCUGAAUAACAAAUUACCGUCGUCAUCAACAACAACAACAACGACAAAAACAACAACAACAACAAUGGUUACAAGGUUGAAUAAUUAU